AAAGAUCUGGUAACCUUCUGCACAGGUUUUUUUGAAGUCAAGCAGUGCGUUGACUUCAGGGUUUGAAGAUGAACCGGAUGUCGACCGGAAAAAAGGCGCCGGCGAAUGAGAAUAUGGUGAUAGGGGUGAUUUUGACAUUUAAGGUAAUGUAUAAGGGUUAAUUGGUCAUUUGUUUGCAAACAUGUCUUCAACACGGGAUUGUCCAAACACCCUCGUACAGGUAAACUCGAUCAUUAUGUAUAAUUAUAAUUCGUUACAAACAUAAAUGUAUGGUACACUAAAGUUUAGUCAUGGUUUAAAUGCUUUUUAUUAAUAUGAAAAGUUGUGGAAAGUAUACAUACUAUUGCUGUUUUUGAAAAAUGGACACACACGUAAACAAAAAGCCGCCAUUCAAUUGACUUGACUAAACAUGGUGGAAUUUAAUACCAUUUGAAUUGCAUCUAAGAUGAAUAAAUAGUUUUGUGUUUGCUUUCAAGUUUUGGAUUAUUAAUGGAGGACCAAUACAUACAUCUAUUAUUCUUUGUUGCUUUCAUCUUGCUGUUAUUAGAUUGCAAUUCACUAGACACCAUAUCUGCAAAUCAAGAAAUCAGAGAUGGUAAAACCACCCUUGUUUCCGAAGGAGAAAUGUUCGAAUUGGGCUUUUUUAGCCCCGGGAAGUCCAAGAACCGGUACAUGGGAAUAUGGUACAAUAAGAUAUCAUAUGGUACAGUUGUAUGGGUUGCUAACAGGGAGACGCCAAUCGCAGAUAGAUCAGGCAUGCUCAAACUCAACAGACAGGGAAACCUGGUGAUUUGCAGUGGUGGCAACCCAAUGGUCUGGUCAUCCAAUCCAGUGGAAUCUAUGCAAGGUAAUAAUUCGGUAGUGGUGGCGAAGCUUCUAGAUACCGGAAAUCUUGUUGUUUUGGAUGACAAUAAAACAAUUUGGCAAAGUUUUGACUAUCCUGGUGAUACAUAUCUACCAGGAAUGAAAUUCGGGAAGGACUUGGUAACGGGGUUACAGACUAUCAUGACAUCUUGGAAGAGUCCUGAUGAUCCUUCAGUAGGUGUGUAUAGUGAUAUACAUGACACCAAUGGAUACCCACAAAAUUUAAGGUUUCAGGGUGAAGUUUUGAUAGGAAGACUUGGACCAUGGCAUGGUCUCGGCUUCAGCGGCUUUCCUCUUGAUAAAACAAAUCAGAUUUACUCGUUGGACUUUGUCAUGAAUGAGAAUGAAAUCUAUCAUAUAUAUAAACUUAAAAGUUCGAUAGCUCAGAGGAUUAUUUUGACAUGGGAUGGCAGGACACUAACUUUGCAAUGGAUUGAGCGAAUCCAAGACUGGAUUGUGUAUGCAGAAUCUGAAGUAGAUAAUUGUGAUCGGUUUUCACUCUGUGGUGCGUAUGGAAUCUGCAACAUUAACAAGCAUCCACCUUGCUCUUGUAUGCAAGGAUUUGAACCAAGACAUCCAGAAGAAUGGGAGGGGUCAGAUUGGGCGAGUGGGUGUAAACGCAAAAAACCUUUGACUUGUGGGGAUGGAAAGGGGGAUGGUUUUCUGAAAAUUCCAGGAGUGAAGGUACCAGACACACGGCGAUCAUGGUAUAAUGAGAGCAUGACCCUCAGAGAAUGUGAGAUAGCCUGCAAAAGGAACUGCUUUUGUACAGGUUAUGCAAAUUUAGAUAUCAGAAAUGGUGGAAGUGGAUGUUUGCUUUGGCUUGAUGAGCUUUUGGACACUAGAGUGUAUGAUGGAGAUCAAGAUCUUUACAUAAGAAUGGCAGCCUCUGAGUUAGAAGGUGUUGUAAACUCCCGGUCCAACUUUAACAAAGAGAAAAGAACACUUAUAGUGGUGCUUAUAACUUCAUCAGUUGUGCCACUUCUCUUUCUAGUGGCAUAUGCCUUUAGAAAGACAAAGAAACGGCCUCACAUGAAAAGUCAAGGAAAGUGGUAUGUGUAUGAUGAAAAGAAUACAAGUCUACAGAUGGAACAACUUGAUGAUUUACAAUUUUUUAGCCUAUAUGAAGUAGCCAGGGCCACAGAUAACUUCAGUGUCUCCAAUAAGAUUGGACAAGGCGGCUUUGGUCCCGUUUACAAGGGCGUGUUGAAAAAUGGAAGAGAAAUAGCAGUAAAACGGCUCUCAGAAACAUCCCAACAAGGGCUCAGUGAAUUCUAUAAUGAGAUCAAAUGUAUUGCAAAACUUCAGCAUCGGAAUCUUGUGAAGCUUCUUGGAUAUUGUGUUCAUGAAAAUGAACUGAUUUUGAUUUAUGAAUACAUGACUAACAAAAGCUUGGAUUGGUUUCUCUUUGAUGAAACCAGAAGCUUGACGCUUAACUGGCCUCAACGAUUAAAUAUAAUACAUGGAAUAGCUCGGGGUGUUCUCUAUCUACAUCAAGAUUCCCGCCUUCAAAUUGUCCAUAGAGAUCUAAAGGCAGGUAAUAUUUUGCUGGACGGUGACAUGAAUCCAAAAAUAUCCGACUUCGGCUUAGCUAGAAAGUUUGUAGGACAUGAUACCACUGCGAAGACAAAGAAAGUGGUUGGAACAUAUGGUUACAUUUCUCCAGAGUAUGCCCUACAAGGGCAUUUUUCUAUAAAAUCUGAUGUAUUUAGUUUUGGCGUUCUCAUGUUGGAGAUAAUUUGUGGGCAGAGAAUUAGAGAAUUCUCCCAUGGAGACCGCUAUGAUAACCUUCUUGGACAUGCAUGGAGACUCUAUAAGGAAGGCAGGACCUUUGAAUUAAUGAGUGGAUCUUUACAGGCCUCAUGUGUGGUCUCUGAAGUACUAAGAUCAAUACAUGUUGCACUGUUAUGUGUGCAGAAUCACGCUGAAGAUAGACCAACAAUGUUGUCAGUGGUUCUGAUGCUGGUUGGUGAAGGUGCAUUGCCUGAACCUAAACAGCCCGCUUAUUUCAAUGAAGAGAGCUGCCGCGAACUUAAAAUUCUUCCAUCAGUUGCUGGAUGCACAAUAACACUAUUGUAUGCUCGAUAGCAUGCACAUUUUUAGGCCAAGAUUAUGUUCAGGUACCUGUUAUGGUUUAGAAAUGUUAAUACUUAGAUAGAAUAACACAAGGCCGCAUUUAGCUUCCACACAUGGAAUACACAAACCAUGUUAAAUAUUUUACUCUAGGACAAUGGUUCAAUAUUUCUUAUAGUAUUUACAUUGCUCAUUGAAGAUGUUGACAA
Helianthus annuus (common sunflower) is the source of this 3146-nucleotide messenger RNA. Its product is annotated as G-type lectin S-receptor-like serine/threonine-protein kinase At4g27290. The transcript has 8 exons. Bases 490 to 2952 code for a protein of 820 amino acids. Lineage: Eukaryota; Viridiplantae; Streptophyta; Magnoliopsida; Asterales; Asteraceae. The record is from RefSeq and is a predicted model, not a curated record. Gene Ontology annotation, molecular function: protein serine/threonine kinase activity; ATP binding. Gene Ontology annotation, biological process: protein phosphorylation; recognition of pollen.